GCGCGGCCGGCGGUGGGGGUCGGACGCCGGCGCCGGAGACGCUCCACUCUGUCGCUCGUCCGCCUCCAGCGCGCGCCAUGGCAUCCAAGUGCCCCAAGUGCGACAAGACCGUCUACUUCGCUGAGAAAGUAACUUCGUUGGGAAAGGAUUGGCACAAGUUCUGUUUGAAAUGUGAGCGCUGCAACAAGACCCUGACUCCUGGUGGGCAUGCUGAGCACGAUGGAAAGCCCUAUUGUCACAAACCCUGUUACGCAACAUUAUUUGGACCAAAAGGUGUGAACAUCGGAGGGGCAGGAUCCUACAUCUAUGAUAAGCCCCAAUCUGAAGGGCAAGUGGCACCAGGCCCUAUUGAGCACAUAUCCAAAGUAGAAGAAAAGAAAGCGAGCGCAGCACCCAAGGCACCCAGCAAAGCUACCAGCAUUACCACCUUCACUGGGGAGCCAAACAUCUGCCCACGCUGCUCUAAGAAGGUCUACUUUGCUGAGAAGGUGACUUCACUGGGCAAGGACUGGCACCGCCCCUGCCUGCGCUGUGAGCGCUGUGGCAAGACUCUGAUCCCCGGAGGCCACGCUGAGCAUGAUGGACAGCCUUAUUGCCACAAGCCAUGCUAUGGGAUCCUCUUUGGACCAAAAGGUGUGAACACAGGUGCAGUCGGAAGUUACAUCUAUGAUCAAGACUCAGAAGCGAAAGACCAGCCUCAAGGGCCUUCGGCUUCGGGCGGGAUGCUUUCUCGCGGCGAGGCCAGCAGCGCGGCCAAUUCUCCACCCGCCCGCUGGGGCCGAGGAAAGGGCGAGGCGUCGCUGGCGGAGCUUGGAGGGUGCGGCCAAGGCGGGCGUGGUCGGAGGCGCCGAGGCGAGGCAGGAUCCUCUCCGCGAGCGAGUAAGCGAGCAGGCAAGUGCAACGGCUCUCCGCUCGUAGCUGCGACCGCUGCCCUCCGUCGGGGAGACCGAGUGCUUGACGCCGCCGCCGCCGCCACCGAAAUGCCCAAGUGCCCCAAGUGCCAGAAGGAGGUGUACUUCGCUGAGAAAGUCACUUCCCUGGGGAAAGACUGGCAUCGGCCGUGCUUGAAGUGCGAAAAAUGCAGCAAGACUCUGACUGCAGGUAGCCAUGCAGAGCAUGAUGGGAAGCCUUAUUGCAACCACCCUUGCUAUGCUGCCUUGUUUGGACCAAAAGGGUUUGGCCGUGGAGGGGCUGAAAGCCACACCUUCAAAUGAAGUUCAGGGCUGUAAGGAUGGAAUUGGCUGUGGAUUCCGGCAGUUUCACAAAUCGUAAUAGCCGCAAUGUGCCUCUCCCCCACCCCAAGCAUGUAGCAAGCUAGCUUAUUAUGAAGGCUUUCAAAAGAGGCAUCAUGCUAGAUAACUGGGAGAUUUCCUGCUCUGUGUAAGUGGAAACAUACUUUGAGGUGGAGACCAGAAUCUUUUUUCCUAAUUUUAACACGGAGAGUUUCUUGGAAAUGAAUUCAUGCCCAAAGCCUAGCCCUGCUUUUAGACUCUGCUGUCCACGAUGAUGAUUGUGUCUCAGUAAUAAAAUCUUGAUUUGAA
Molecule: messenger RNA, 1541 nt
Organism: Lacerta agilis (Sand lizard)
Lineage: Eukaryota; Metazoa; Chordata; Lepidosauria; Squamata; Lacertidae
Product: cysteine-rich protein 2-like
Exons: 13
Coding region: 78-1214 (378 amino acids)
Source: RefSeq, a predicted model, not a curated record